This is a messenger RNA of Liolophura sinensis, 3734 nucleotides long. RefSeq lists its product as uncharacterized. The record is from RefSeq and is a predicted model, not a curated record. Bases 610 to 2580 code for a protein of 656 amino acids. Lineage: Eukaryota; Metazoa; Mollusca; Polyplacophora; Chitonida; Chitonidae. The transcript has a single exon.
GUCGUGCGCGAGAACAUGCCGUGAGGACUAGGAAGUACUGUUUACUCACUACAUUCAAGAAACAUUCUCAUUUCUAAGGCUUAUCCUCGUUGGUUGACGCGGAGAGUGAAAUUUAACACAGAGAGUUUAUGUCAACAUGGACUGCAAGUUGCUGCAAACACAGUUAUUGGUGUUCUAAGCCAACUGGACUUAAAAGGGAUUUUAAUUCACAUUACUGACAUUAAACGCAUGAUUGAUUUUUCCACCUGAGAAGACUUUGUGUGGUAUGUGGGUGACCCACGAGAGGAUCGAUUGUAUGGCGAUUUAGGUGAAGUGAAAGCGUGAAUGUGCUCUUUCACAGCCCGUGCAAACAACCAGUAUUCAUAAACCUGUCGAGCUGUGGGACACGGUCGAGUGUACAUUCGUCGGCUCGACGGAGGGUCGGUACCCUGGUUAACACACUUACAGCGGGGUGCGAGCGUUCACGGAGACCGGCGACUCUUUCCAUAUUUGGAAACCAGUUGGACAGGUAUGCAAACGGCAGAAGUGGGGAACAAAAAUAGACGUCAGGCCUGUAUGUAUUGAAGUAGGUCGGCUCGAGUCGAGCCAGGCCAACUGUCAGCACUGUGUAUGUAUUUGUCAUCGUGCCUCGGUAUAACUGACAGGCCUACAUGGAACUUACCUGGCCUGAAGAGCACCAAAGAGAAAAUGGCGGCCAGCGGUGACUCGCCUGUGAUAGCCCUUCCCACACCGGAAUGGGGCACAGAACCUGUGUCCCUCAAGGAGCUGGCCUCGAGCUCCGAUAUUCCCAAUGUCGUCCGAAUUGUGAAGGGCCAUUACAUGACGAUAGGAACGGCUAAGUUCCCUCUGACACGGUCACAUCAGGAUGUCUUUAUACAUUCCGUCAAGUCCAGCUACAAAGUUUUCGCCCACAGCGUUAAAAUUCGCAAUGGGGGUCGAUCGGGUCGAUUUCCGUAUUCUCUGGUGCCUCUGGAACAACGAAUGUCCAUACCGGUCACUUACCAGGGCUGGUUUGAGAUUCUUUCCGAGGACGGCAAGUCGGCCAAACCUAUUGAGAGCAUUCACGAAUUGGCAAAGAUAUUCCCUGAGAAAUGUUUGGUCAGACAAGGCAUAAAAGCGUAUUUAGCGAACAGUGAAGGCAAAGUUGACAGGGAGAGACACAGAACCGUGGUCACGGGAGAGCUACUCAAACUUUCUGGAGAGGUCAUAAUACCCGCACAAACCUCCAAGUCACCGAACGGUAAGCUUAAACUAUUGAGAUGUAUAGAUUCCAAGGGUGAAAGUGUAUACUUUGCCUUUGACCAACGAGGACUGUUUGCCCCACUGGCUAAACGUGAUGGUAUUUCCGGUGUUCACACCAUCAAAGACUUACUAGCUAAAUUUAGACCGCCAUUGACAGUGAAACUAAUUCAAGGCGUGUUUCCGAAAGUUGACAAGAGUCGGUUUAAUGGUGUUGUAAGGUUAGACUGGGUUUAUCAAGACGAUACCGCCUUCGUCUGCCCUAUAACCAAGGAAUCCAACCUUCGGAUGCUUCCGGUACCAACUGAUUGUCCGCUAAAACUUGUGACUGCAACAAAUAUCCAGCAAAUAAAGGAAUCUGAUGUCUACAAAAAGGUUAUGAUUCGCUGCAAUAGAAUGAUAGCCAAUUACAACAAUACGAUACAUUUGAUUAUGGCUGUUCCGGAAGUGGUGAUGCGUUCUAGGCGCAAUUCGCAGAUGGCGCACCAGAUGUACCGGCAGUCAUUACCUGGUGCUGGGCGCGCUACUCCUAGUGGCCGGAUGAAGCGAUCCAAAAGCAAAGAGGACAUGCUGAUGGACGAGAUUGACGAUUUGUAUCAGUAUGUAAGGGAUGGAGGGGAUCCGCCCAAAACAAAGUUCACCUACGAUUCCGAUGAGGAGAGUUACUGGGAAGAACCGGAGUACGAAACUCUGGACGAUUUCAGAGCAAGACUUGCAGCCAUAGACACAGGUGCACAGGUUCCUCCACCGCUGAAAUAUAAACCACUAGACACGGCGGAGAUUCCCCUGAAUGGUGAAGAUAAUAGAAUGAGCAAUAAUCCUACCCCUCGUACCCCUCCCACCCCACCACCGCGACGGUACAGUCUUCCCGCUCCAGAGAUCUCCAAACAGCUGGACUCGUCGCAGAAGAACGAGUCACCAAAAAUGAACGGAGUUCAUAGUUCACAGAAUGGUACCAGUAGUGCUAGUCCCGAAGCUGUGCUGAGCAUAGACGGCCUACCCAAGGGCUGUUCUUCUACAGACCCUCCUCCUCCACUUCCAAACAAAGCGUACCAAAGAUCCGGCUCUAUUCCCGCCCUUCUCAUUCGCAAAACCUCCGUGGAUAUGUUGACACCUGGGAAGCAGAUAAAUCACAGCACCCCGGUCAAAGGACGGAUGCAGCGAAGUAAAUCACGUGAUACGAUAGGGACAACGGACUCAAACAGCGGCAGUAGUGGUGGCCGGAUCGGAAGAGACUGGGUGGACCUAUCUGACCGGAGUGUCCGGAGCAGAGACACCCGAUCGUCCGGUUCCAACGGCAAAAGGAAAAUGCAGCGCAAGAUGCAGCAAUUGUAUUUAUGACAUCUUCCCUUGUGUGGCAUACUUUUAGCUGCAGGUGAAAACUUAGCAGCCAUCUCGCAAUACUCGUGCACUACAUAUGUACAGACUUCACAUCAGUGAAUCUCACAAACUGCCUAACCCAAUAUUCCAUUCCUCGGAUUUACGUGCGUCCUUUGGUGUAAUAUUUAUAUAUAUUUUUUUAUAUCGCCGUGAAUUACAAGGUUUGUCGUCUCAUAUACAUACAUGUACAUAUAGUACACAUUGGAUAUAUCUGAACUGGUCAUGACAUUAAAUUAUUGUGAAAACUCGGAGUAUGUGAUAUACAGAGAUCAUAUGGAGUUUUCUCGAAAACUAUAUCUUUACAAUAACAAUUAACUGCUGUUAUAGGCCCAUAUAUGCCACUAACCCGUCAGGUUUGGGAAAGCCUCACCGUUUGUACAGACGUGUGCUUAUCUUCAACAUAUUUCAGUUACAAAGUGAAGUAAAAUCGAAUCCUCCAUUUGAAAAGCAAUAUGUUUGUUGGCUGAGCCAACUAUUUCCAGAAUUAUCUGUCACUGUUCGUUGUUGAUUUGUAACCUACACUAAAAGGAAAACAGUGUAUAUGCUUUGGAUGAUACAUUGGUUUCAACAGGCUGAUUUCAGUGCACUCUCUAAAUGAACGAGGAUAAGCUUUUGUUGAUAAUACGCCAUUUUGGCUUUACUCUGAGAACCUAGCAUAACUUACAUCUACUUAUGACGGGGAGAUCCGAAAACCUGGUAGAUGUCUAAACUCGCAUAAUCGAGAUUGGCUUAGCCGCGAUAUGUUGUAACUUGUGGAGCAGUGAAACGUAGGCCUAGGGCAACACAUUCCUAAAUAUACCUUAGAGAACAAUUGAGACAAACUGUGAUACACAAUCAAGACUUCAUUUAGAGUGACCUCCGAUUUUCCUCCGAAAAAGAUGUUGUUAUAAACCAGGCUUUUUCCCUUUAGCCGGCAACGUCAAUAUGCCUUUAACGGGUAUAUAAAUAGACGGGAUAAGUCGUGUUCAGUCAAAAACACAAUGUCCGUAAUUGUUAUUUAUCUAUAACAGACAUGUGAUUGCUCUAUAGCUUUGUUGUUAAUGAAACAUUUACAAUAUUUAAGUAAACCUAUUUAUUUAAUGAUAUAACAAGAGCUCAUUGUUUGGUUUUCUUUG